Molecule: messenger RNA, 636 nt
Organism: Macadamia integrifolia
Lineage: Eukaryota; Viridiplantae; Streptophyta; Magnoliopsida; Proteales; Proteaceae
Exons: 2
Coding region: 1-636 (211 amino acids)
Source: RefSeq, a predicted model, not a curated record
AUGGAGAAGGCAUUUAAGGUAAUGACCCUCACUGAAGAACAAAAACUGAUGUGUGCCGACUACCAACUACAAAAUGAGGCAAAUGCAUUGUGGAAGUCCACUAAACCCAUCCUAGUGGCCCUACAGCCCAACCUCAAACGGGAACACUUUAAAGUGGCAUUUUAUAACAACUACUUCCCAGAUAGUGUGAGGGAGAGGAAGGAAACAGAGUUCAUAGAGCUGAAACAAGGGUCCAACUCUGUAUUGGAAUAUCAACAAGAUUUUGAGAAGUUGUUCUUCUUCGCACUUGAGCAUUUGAAGGGGGAUCAGGCAAAUGCGAAGAGAUUUGAGAAAGGGUUAAGACCUGCUAUAGGGGCUGUGUUAGUGGAUCAGUACCUCCACAGUUAUGCCCAGGUGGUUCAGGCUGCCAAAUCCAUUAAGGACAAACAAAGAGAGAACUAUCAUGCCAUACAGGGGAAGAGGACAAUGACACCUAGCAGGUUUGGGAAGGGGACAUAUUCUGGUGGAGCCUCAGGAAAUCCUUUGGAAACUGUGAUCGAGGUUCCGACUCUCCACAGAGAUGACCUCUGGAAUGAUGAGCUGGUUGUGCAUGAGGAUGGAUGCGUGUGCGAUGAUUGUGCAUUUGGAGCAUACUGA